AUGUCUACGGUUGCUGCCGUACUGAUCGGCAUUUCUGACGCUUUCCUCAUUGUCUCUAUCCCUUGGCUGCUUUCUGUACUGUACCUAUUCCAGAAGGAGAGCAAGAACAAACAGAAAACGUCGGGACGACAGCAACGCUCCACCGACAACACCUACAACAACGACGACGACGACGACGACGACGACGACGACGACGACGACGACGACACCAACGCCAGCAUCGCGGUGGGAGAUGUCAAGGACAUGAACGACCGCCUGAAUGCCGUGAUGGGCCUGGGAAGCGACCACGAGUCCAGGAUCGGGUCCAUGACGUGUGCCGUCAAGUCUCUCCAGGACAGGGUUACUGCUUCCGAACCUACUCUGGAGGCCAGAGCCAAGACUGCCGGGUCUCCGAGGCCCAGGAUGUCCAAGCCUGAGUCUGGGUACGAGCUCAUCGCGAGUGUUCGCAGCCGGGGAUUUCCCGCGGAGGAGUCCAAGGGUGAGCACCAUCUCAUCGCGAGUAUCCACAUCAGCAUCUGUCCCGAUGUUCAGCGCAAUGACCCUGACAAUGGGCCAUCCCUCAGCGUGGCAGAGGUGUAUCGAAUGUACGCCCGGAUCCAGAACUUCCCCGCGAUGGAGGACUCCAAGGCUAUGGAAGUCAUCGACAGGCUCCUGAUCGAUAGUGAGUGGCGACUGAGGAUGGCCAUGUGUUCCCGCCCACGGAAAUCCGACAGGAACCCCAGCAUCUCCGCAUGGACAGGUGAGCCGAGGGGCGCCUUCAACAAUAGCCACACGAGCUACGCCAUUUGCGUUGAGUUCCUCCGCUCUCAACGUGUCGCGAUAGGCCAGGCCCGCACCUCCAACUACAACUACAACUACAACUACAAUAUCAGGAGCAACAAGGCCGAGCCGUCGUCAUCUGGGCAAAUCCUCGGGGAGGGAGAUGACGAAACCGCCGUCAGAAAGAAGGCAAAAUUGGCGGAGCAUCAGGCCAGCAUCCUCGAGGACAUGAGCCGUCGCCAGCUGAGCAACAGCAACAGAGACAGAGACAACGGCCUUGGGUCCGAAUGCGUCGACGGCCGUCUCCAAAAGUACGGCGACAGCCUCUUCAACAUGCUCCAGAACAUGGCGCUCGUGGCGACAAAGGUCGACAGCCGAGACGACACCAUCGGGCUCCAGGACGACCGCAUCAUCCGCCAGCGCAAGUCGACCGCGGAGUGCGCACGGGCACUCGAGAGGUCGUCCGAACACCGUGACAGGUUCUCCAGGGAGACCGUGUACAAGUUACUAGACACCGAUGAGACCAUCACGGCCCCGGCCGCGCGAAUCCACGGCCUCGAGACCAAGCUGGGCAGCAGCCGCAGCAGCCAGACGGGGCAGCCUGGCCGCCAUGGCUACGAUGCCCCUACCUGCCACCAUGUCCAAUCCAGCGUCCGCCAACAUCUCCCCAAGGGUUACGAGCCCCAGCCAACGAGAUGCUGUCGCAUCCCAUCCGACACUCGCGGCGCCAACCACCACGCUGUUCCCGAUGCCUAUUCCGAUGCCGCUCUCCUAGGCGACACGUGCCCCCCCAAAGCGUGUCCGACUGACUCUCCCACGAUCGGUGAGGAGCUGAAGGACACGACAUCCGCGACUUCUACCCGGAACCUCCCGGUUCCCACCGUGGUGGUUGACGACUACUCCUCAUACCAGUCAGCCUCCGAGGUCGAUCUUUCCAGCACCAGGGAGCUAGAGCAGCCGAAAGAGGCCGGCGACAGGAGGCCCGACUUUAGCUUCGUCAUCGGUCAGGAGGAUGUGCUUUCUGUCAGGGCGGCAUCCGCCUCUGAUGAUGACGAUGGGUACUUCGAGAUUGAUGAUGGGUUCGAGGCCGUCGGUGAAGACGACGAAGACGAGCUCAUGGAGAUGGAGAUGGAGGUUGAUGUCGACCUGGAUCAGGGCUUGUCCUCCGUCGCGUCUGAGGACGAGUACCCACCUCAUGGGGACCACAGCGAAUUUGUUGUCUGCGGAUCGCGCAAAGGAUGGACGGUAGUUGGCUGGAGACUCUGA
Molecule: messenger RNA, 2025 nt
Organism: Geosmithia morbida
Lineage: Eukaryota; Fungi; Ascomycota; Sordariomycetes; Hypocreales; Bionectriaceae
Exons: 2
Coding region: 1-2025 (674 amino acids)
Source: RefSeq, a predicted model, not a curated record